Messenger RNA from Dunckerocampus dactyliophorus (ringed pipefish), 702 nucleotides. RefSeq names its product ribosomal protein L13a (gene rpl13a). Gene Ontology annotation, molecular function: mRNA binding; structural constituent of ribosome. Gene Ontology annotation, cellular component: ribosome; cytosolic large ribosomal subunit. Gene Ontology annotation, biological process: negative regulation of translation; translation. The transcript has 7 exons. NCBI's taxonomy places the organism in Eukaryota, Metazoa, Chordata, Actinopteri, Syngnathiformes, Syngnathidae. Bases 48 to 665 code for a protein of 205 amino acids. The record is from RefSeq and is a predicted model, not a curated record.
CUGCCUUUUAGCACGGGUGUCCCCGUUUAUCUUUCUUUUCGCACACCAUGGCGGACCGCUUCAAUAAGGUUCUGCUACUGGAUGGCAGGGGCCAUCUGCUUGGUCGGCUGGCUGCCAUUGUGGCUAAGCAGACCUUGCUGGGACACAAAGUUGUGGUGGUGAGAUGUGAAGGUAUCAACAUCUCUGGGAACUUCUACCGUAACAAACUGAAGUACCUGGCAUUCCUGCGCAAGAGGAUGAACACCAACCCCUCUCGUGGACCUUACCACUUCAGAGCUCCCAGCAGGAUCUUCUGGAGGACUGUCAGAGGCAUGCUACCCCACAAAACCAAGAGAGGCCAGGCUGCCCUGGAGAGGCUGAAGGUGUUUGAUGGAAUCCCCCCGCCCUACGACAAGAGGAAGCGCGUGGUGGUCCCAGCUGCUCUUAAGAUUGUGCGUCUGAAGCCCACUCGUAAGUUUGCCCUCCUUGGACGUUUGGCCCAUGAGGUGGGCUGGAAGUACCAGGCUAUCACAGCCACACUGGAAGAGAAGAGGAAAGAGAAGGCAAAGCUCCGUUAUGCCAAGAAAAAGACCACCAUCAAGCUGACCAAACAGGCAGAGAAGAACGUCGAGAGCAAAAUUGCAAAAUACACAGAUGUUCUUAAACAGUACGGAGUUCUUGUUUGAGCAUAUUGUCUAAUAAAUCGAAGUCGAUGUUUAUAAA